Pygocentrus nattereri (red-bellied piranha) is the source of this 5453-nucleotide messenger RNA. RefSeq names its product prenylcysteine oxidase. The record is from RefSeq and is a predicted model, not a curated record. Gene Ontology annotation, biological process: prenylcysteine catabolic process; prenylated protein catabolic process. The coding region runs from base 249 to 1778 and encodes 509 amino acids. The transcript is spliced from 7 exons. Lineage: Eukaryota; Metazoa; Chordata; Actinopteri; Characiformes; Serrasalmidae. Gene Ontology annotation, molecular function: prenylcysteine oxidase activity.
UUUCUCGCUGUUGCUCUGAGCAGGGUGGAGGAGCUUUAGCUGCUCUAGCUAACAGCUCACUGACUGUGAAAGCACAAGAACAGCUCUCUUCUGCAGAAGAGAAACGGGAAACGGCGAGGUUCUCUUCCUUUACACACACAAAAAUCUCCUUUGCAUGAGUUUGAGCAGAUAGAUAGAUGUUCCAGAGUGAAUUAAACCAGUGAGUCUGUGUGCAGAUGCCAGCACCUCUGAAGAACUAAGUGCCCACAAUGUCUCUGAGAAACCUGUCAGUCAAAGCUCUUCUGUUCCUUGGAAUUUGCCAGGUGGGGCGUAGGGGUCUUGCUUCAGCCCCCAAACUUAAAGAGCAGCCUAAGAAAAUCGCCGUCAUUGGAGGAGGAAUCGGAGGAACAGCAGCAGCAUAUUUCCUCAGGCAGGAGUUCGGACCAUCAGUCAAGAUUGAUGUGUUUGAAGCAGGACCUGUCGGCGGACGUCUUGCUACAGAGAACAUCAGAGGACACGAUUAUGAAAUCGGAGGGUCAAUUAUACACCCACUUAAUUUGCAUAUGAAGCACUUUGUGGACAGACUAGGUUUGUCCACCCGUGCUGAAGUCCCCUCUAAGGUGGCCAUAUUUGACGGAAAGGAGCUGACCUUUGAGGAAAGCGACUGGUUCAUUGUGAACUUCCUGCGGAUGCUGUGGCGCUACGGCUUGAACUCCAUUCGCAUGCACAUGUGGGUGGAGGGCAUUCUGGAUAAGUUCAUGAGGAUUUAUCAGUACCAGCAGUUUGGUUACUCCUUCUCCAGUGUAGAGCGGCUCUUGCAUGCCAUGGGUGGAGACAGCUUCCUGAUGCUGCUCAAUCAGACGCUGGAGGAGGCCAUGCUGGCCAAUGGCUUCUCUCAGGUCUUCAUCAAUGACAUUGUGACUCCAAUCUCGCGCGUUAACUACGGCCAGAGUGUUCGCCUCAGUGCUUUCGUGGGUACCGUGUCCCUGGCAGGUGCAAACUCUGGCCUGUGGGCAGUGGAUGGAGGAAAUAAGCGUGUUUGCUCUGGGCUUCUCUACAACAGCAAAGCUGAACUUAUCCAGGCUCGAGUCGUGUCUGUUUCUGUGAAGAUGAGGCCAUCCAGAAGCGGUACCGUAGCAAACUUUUAUGAGCUGAACUACGUUGGUGACUCUGGUCCCGCCCACUCCCUUUAUGACAUUGUGAUCGUGGCUACACCUCUUCAUCAGGGCCUCUCUGACAUCAGCUUCUCUGGCUUCUCUCCUCCAAUCCCAUCUCACUUUCCCGGCCGCUAUCACCAAACGGUGGCCACGCUGGUUCUGGGCCGGCUCAACAUGUCGUAUCUGGGAAGCAAUCAUAAACCAGCCGACUUUGUCGUUUCUGAAAUUCUGACCACGGAUAAUGAGGCGCUGGCUAUCAACAGCCUGGGUUCGCUGCACCCUGUCCAUAUUCCCCAGGGUUACCGCCAGCCACCAGCCAGUGAGAGCAAAGUGUGGAAGGUAUUUUCCCAGGAGCCGCUGUCUGAGGAGCAGCUAGGGGAGAUUUUUGUGUCGAGGGAGGGGGUGUGGGAGAAACGCUGGCUGGCUUACCCCUCAUACAGCCCCCCACAGCGGCGCAUGCCACCAUUUACACUCCAUGACCGCUUAUUUUACCUCAACACCAUUGAAUGGGCUGCCAGCUGCAUGGAAAUGAGCGCCAUCUCUGCCCGCAACAUGGCUUUGCUCGCCCACCACCGCUGGCACGACCAGACAGACAAAAUCGACCAGGAGGACCUGCACACUCGCCUCCGUGGAGAACUGUAGAGGAGGGGGAGGGCAGGGAGCAGUCUAGUCCUGGAGUCACUCAGUACUGCUGAGUUCUGCCGUUAUCUUUAUUUAAAUCACCUAAUUCAACUCAAUAGAUCAUUAACAAACCCUUCAUGAGAGGCCUAGAGGAAAAGUCCACUUUAUUAGAAUCUCACAUGUUUUACCCCACAUUUCUGCUGAACAUCACUGCAUACUCUAAAUUCAGAGGAUGUUAAGAAGCUAAAAUCUGAAUUUUGCAACAUGCAAGCUAAUACUGCUGCACACUGAAUUGACAUCACAAAGCAGCGAGUGCACAAGAAUACCUCACACAAACCAGCAAGCUUUAUCCAGUGUGGGAGUUAAGGUGCUGCGGGAGUAGUAGAGCAUGGUAGGAGUAGCUGGAGUUGGUGUGUAACAGUGUUACAGUGUUGUUUAAAAGUAGACCUACUUUCAUGGGGCAUCAAUAGUGGUAACUUGCUGUUAGCAUGGAUGUAGCAAUGUUCAUAUUUCGACUCCUUAACCACCUCAUAAUUCAGAGGAUCCAGUGAUGUUCAGAAGAAAAUGGCUGUAAGAUUUGAAUCCUUUCUUGUUUGCCACAGGGCACCAACUUUUCAGAUUCUGUUUAAUUUUUGCCAUAGAGAAGUCCAGCUUAGACCUGAGGUUGCUGAUAUGGGCAUGGACGCCAGCUAUAGAAUGACACAUGCCUUCAGUGGUCUAUUGCACAUUAAACUUUCCACAAUUUGUGGUUGCAUUCUGAUUGGCUGUCUUCACGUCGUUGUGCACGCACAUUUCCAUGCAGCAGGUUUUAUCAGUCUGGAGCCUUUUGGAGCGAGACCAUUCAAGUUGUUUGAAUUUUCUUUAAAGCAUUUAGUAGCUUGUAAAUGUGAUGUCUUUACAUUCACCGGCGCAUUUGUUUUCCAUGAUUUCGUAUUGGUUGUACUGCCCCUGCAUGUCAUGCUCCAUAGGGGGUUUGUGAUUAGAGCUGUCAAAGUUAACAGGAUUUUUACAAAUAAGUUUCCAUCUGCUACCAUGGUGUGAAUUUGUUUAUUACUGAGGGGCAUCAGGUAUGAAGUAUCAUUUACAAGUAAAACACAACACUGAUGUCAUAGUAGCAAUAACAUUAGUAAUGUAAGCACUAGCAGACUAGGCUGGACAGUGCUCGCAGGAAAACUAUAGACAAAUCAACAACCCCCAUACUAGCAAUGCAAAGCUAUAGUUUCCCUCAAAACAAGAUGUAACUCAGCAGUAAGAGGUACAAGAGAGGAGGUGGAACAUGCAGCCACUGAUGCUCUUAUUCGAUGCUGUGGAAACUGGAAAUUUAGCUUACCCUAUUUUCUUGUUCACCCUGCAUUCAUGUGUAUGUUAAUUUUGAAUUAUGGAAAGUUAUGAACACAUUUUGAUAACUCAUUUUGUCCACAUAUAUAGCUGUAAUGAAAUUUACUACCUUUUCAAUAGGAAAAACUUUCCUUAGGCUCAAAUUAGAACAAAUAUGUUUAUUGGAUACGAUACACUAAUAUGAUUAAUCAUGAUUAAUGAUUAUUAAAUUGUUUGACGUCCCUAGUUAUUACAUGUCACACCUGUAUUGCAGACUUGCAAGGUGGAUGCAGCUCACAAAGUGGACAGUAAAGUAUGAGGUGUACUUGUGUCAAAUUUCAAACAUCGCUUGAUUUGAGCUUCCUUUUUGGAGAACAUACAGACCACAGAGGAGUUCUGUGAAUGAAGGCCAAAAGCCCCUAAUUUGCAUAAUUGAUAUGCAUGUUAAAGUAACGCUUUGGCAAAAUAUCAAGUUUAUGUUUGUCCUUUUACCCCAGAUGUCGUCCGUCAGCUGAGACAUGUUUAGUGUCCUAAUUUUGCUUCUUUAAUUUAGUACUGGAGCUACAAUUUUAAUGUUGCUAGCAAACACUAGACGUCAGUAGUCACCCAAAUCUCUUCUGUGAAAGCAUUCUUAAACCUCAGCCGACUCGAACCGCAUCCAGGUCUUCAUUAAGGUCCCAGACUUCUCAGUGUGGUUUAGGGGACAGUGUUUUGGGUGACUAUUGACGUUGUGUGACCUCCAGUGAACAAGUAAAGAAACAAUAUUUGGACAUCAGGACUGAUCUAAGUAAAAAAAUGUUAUCAAUUUCAUUUCACGCCAAACAAGUCAAGUUAACUUUCAUUCAGAAUUAGCAACUCUAGCAAUGUGUUCAACCUUUUCUAAAGUGCUCCUAUAGGAAGCAGCCGUAUAGGCUUACCUUACUCAGACUCUUCAAAGUAGUUUUGUCUCCAGCAGCACUAAAGAUCUUUUCCCCUUUUUUCUGCUACUCUGUAAUACAUUAACUCAAGGCUAAUACAUUAACUCACGGCACCUGUUCUAUACAUUUUGCCAUACAAAGUUGUUUUAAAAUUUCAAACGCCAGAAUUUUUAUAACCAGCCCUGAAAGCGUAAAACAGACCUGCUGCACUUUGCUUCCUUUGCUUUACCGUUUAAAAGUUUUCUUAGAGUGAUUUAUGUAAACCGAAUUGAUUUAAAAUGUAAAUUUGAAUUGAUGUAAAAUGAAUUUGAAAUAUGCACAUGAACUCAGUUGUAUGGAGACGUUUAAGUCAAAUUCCAUACUUUGUUGAUUUUCUAAGUGAAAAUAGGUGUUUUCUCUGUGGAGGAUGUGUUAACUUAAGUAUAUUAUGUCUGCAAAUUUUUGUGUGCAAUUGGUUUAUUUAUAAUAAAAAUAUAGCAUGAAAUGUAGCCUGUGUGAAAGUUAAGGUACAUUUAAUAUUUAGUUUUUCCCAAUUAGGUAAAUUUGGAAAAUUAACAGUAAUUGUGUAUUAAAAUGUGCAGAUGUGUGUCCUGUGUCAAGGAUGUGAAUGUAUUUUCACUCAGAAAAUCAACAAAAACAUGGAUUUUGACCCAGACUUUUGCACACAACAGUAUAUCUGCUGUGCAAUUCAGAGCAACUUGUGAAAUCAUAUGUGAUUAUGAACAAGCUUUUGGAACAUAAGAAAAAUUCUCCACUGUGUGUGAUGAGUGUUGUGCCUUCAGUGAAAUGCAGUGGUUAUUUAAAAUGUGCAGAAGCAUCCAGAAAGACCAAAUGUUGAUCAGACAUGGGAGGAGAGCUGCAUUAGGACUAACUAGCCACUUUAAAAGAACAAAAAACUCCUUUGUUGGGGUUUAGUAUUAUGGUGAUUAAUGGCAUUGAAUAAUUAACUGUCUCACUCAAUCCUAAUACAUUUAAAUUAAACUCUGAAUUUCUCCAUUUAAGGAUUUAAUGUAAACAAAUUUGCUAAGUUUGAUUACAGGUCAUAUUUUGGGGUUCCAGCAAGUGCCGUUGUAAAACUGAACUGUCUGUUAAUGCAUGGCUGCUGACAGGGUGGAGUUAAAUGACGGAGAACUUUUCAUUUUUUGAUCAAAUAACACUGUUGAACACUGUAAAAAGUCAGGGUUGAACUGCACAAAUGAUUUUUAUUGAGUUCUCUGUUUGUAAUAAACACUGAAAAAAAGGAGUUUGUACUUUUUUUUUUUUCCCACUGUACCAGCCAAUAGACCUGUUUAAGACCUAUUCUUUAUACUUUUUGUGGGUUGUAACAAAUGUGAUUUGUAUUCAUUUUGCCAGUGAUCAAAGUUUGUAAUGAUUAUUUCAUAGAAUUGAAAAAUAUUGUCUUCCAAAAAGUGAUUUGUUUACAUUCAGUAAUAAAAUUUAAAAGUUUGUUGAUUGUUUAAAA